Molecule: messenger RNA, 1454 nt
Organism: Lolium rigidum
Lineage: Eukaryota; Viridiplantae; Streptophyta; Magnoliopsida; Poales; Poaceae
Product: DNA topoisomerase 6 subunit A3-like
Exons: 2
Coding region: 114-1310 (398 amino acids)
Biological process (GO): meiotic DNA double-strand break processing; reciprocal meiotic recombination; meiotic DNA double-strand break formation
Cellular component (GO): nuclear chromosome
Molecular function (GO): DNA binding; DNA topoisomerase type II (double strand cut, ATP-hydrolyzing) activity
Source: RefSeq, a predicted model, not a curated record
GAAGGGGAAAGGGAAUUUCCAGAAACCCCAAGAACCCUCCGUUCGCGGCGGACGAGGGUUCGGCGGCGAGGGUCCGGCAGCACCGUCUUGUGGAUUACUCCACUCUUCUUGCAAUGGCCGCUGUGGCGGAGACGACUGUAGAGGGGAGCGACCUGCGCUCCUUCCUCGCCAAGCGCGGCGUUGACACCACCGAGGUGGACGACCAGGUCCUCAAGGAGCUGGAGGAGAAGUACAUCAUCGCGAGGGACCUCGACGCCGACACGGUGCUCUCCAAGAUCCAGGACCUGCUGGGGCUGAGGCACAAGGAAGACAGCAUCGUCGCCUACGAAGGGCUGUCCUACCAGAUUCCGUCUCGUGGCCUGGAGCAGCAGGAGUACGAGCCCCUGCUCCGGCAGCUCUGCCUGCGCCGCGGCAAGGUCACUCCUUACGCGGUCGGCGACCCCAAGACCUCGCGCUGGGCCAGAAUCAUCACGGCUGUGCUCUCCUUGGUUCAGGAAUUACUCCUCAGGGGCAGUAUCAUAAGCAGCGACUUUAUGCGCUGCCGAGAUGAGCUCUUCAAGCAAGACAAGAAGACCGUGGAUGAUGCCCUGCUAGACAUAUGCUGCCUGCUCGAGUGCACCAGGACAUCUCUAGGCGUGUAUGAACUGACCCCGGGCUCCGUCGUCGGGCCACUGAAGUUCACAAUGGAAGAUGGCCAAGAGAUGCGUUGCAUGACUAGUGCAGGAGCCUGGAUAGAUGAAGUAAUGCACAAGGUUACUGCCAAACCAGGUGCAGAGGUCAAGUUCAUCCUAGUAGUCCAGAGGAAUGCUAUUUUCGAGGAUUUUGCCGUGGGGCUAGGUGACCGGUUCCUCCGUGAAUUUAGCUGCGUGCUUGUCACAGGCGGCGACGGGCAACCAGAUAUCUCAACACGGGCUUUCUUGCGCAAACUCAAGGAUUCUCUGUCUGUCCCUGUCUACGCGCUCGUGGAUCCGGAUCCGAAGGGCCUUUCGAUCUUUUGUACCUACAAGUUUGGAUCAUCGGAGAAGCCAUUUGACAAUGCGGGGCUUACAGUUCCUGACAUCAAUUUGAUUGGAGUCCAUUUAGAUGAGGCCAUUAGCAUUGAGAAGGGGCAGCCGCUGACCAGAGAAGACAAAUCAAUUCUCAAGGGAUUAUGUUCCCAAAAGCAUGUGAUGGGUGAUGAACUAUUGAGGACAAACAUACUUUUCAUGAUACACAGGGGGUUGAAAAGCAAGAUCGAAGCUUUAUACCGUCGUCAGUACCCUCCUUCCGACUACAUCCGCAAAGCAAUAAACAAUCAGGACGACAUCUAAGUUGUUUGACUUUGGUAGAGAGACAUCUGUGUAGUUUGCCAUGUCAAAUCUGUAGGGUAAAACAUUUAAGUUAGUUCUUUCUGGGUGUGCGAUAUGUGGUGUCUACUACAUCGUGGAUGACUCUUGGCAUACUGUAUGCACAAU